AUGAAGGGGGAGGCCUCCAACAGCAACAUCCAGACCCUGUAUGAUAUACUCGGCAGCAUAAAGGUGCCGCCGGAAGACGUCUUUGCUUCCGGUGCCCACGUCAGUCAAAUCACCUUUGGCAACUCAACAGAUGCGGUCACGCUGCCGGUGAGCGUCAAGCUGACCCGCUCGACCUCCUCUGCGACUACCAUCAGAGAUCUCUCCGGCCUCGCUGAUGUCUCCGAUGUCUCCCUCGACCGACGAACGACCACGUACAUGGAGGAAAUUAUAACUGUCGAGUGUAUGGAUCCGCCAGAGGGCGAGUACUUUUUACUCAGCUAUAUCGCGCAGAAACGUCUCUACGCCCUCAUAUGCACCUAUGUCGAGAUAGAGUCGGCCGGCUUCUGGAGCGUCGUCGGCUUGACGGUGAGCAACCUCGCUUGCGGCGCCAACUUACAGUAUGUCUGCACCGGGUUCUUUACGCUUGCGGCCGCCGAGACCGGCUAUUACAUCAGCGCGGGCAUACGGGAGAACUGUGACGCGACAUUUAAGAGCAUUAUGGACACAUGCCGGAAGAGGGGGGGCGUCUCCACCGUGGAGAUCAUAGAGACAAAGAAAAAGUUCCUGGCAGUGGGCGUGGCAUCAGGCGCAAGUGAACCUGUAGCUCUAUAUAUAGAGGGCACUACUGAUGAGCUCUGUGAAACUUAUACCUGUGAUGGGCAGUGUAAGAAAGCAUAA
Penicilliopsis zonata CBS 506.65 is the source of this 717-nucleotide messenger RNA. RefSeq lists its product as hypothetical. The coding region runs from base 1 to 717 and encodes 238 amino acids. The record is from RefSeq and is a predicted model, not a curated record. NCBI's taxonomy places the organism in Eukaryota, Fungi, Ascomycota, Eurotiomycetes, Eurotiales, Aspergillaceae. The transcript has a single exon.